This is a messenger RNA of Mus musculus (house mouse), 6363 nucleotides long. It is a transcript of the gene Pms1, whose product is annotated as PMS1 homolog 1, mismatch repair system component. Lineage: Eukaryota; Metazoa; Chordata; Mammalia; Rodentia; Muridae. Gene Ontology annotation, biological process: mismatch repair. The coding region runs from base 1532 to 3664 and encodes 710 amino acids. The record is from RefSeq and is a predicted model, not a curated record. Gene Ontology annotation, cellular component: nucleus; mismatch repair complex; MutLbeta complex. The transcript has 14 exons. Gene Ontology annotation, molecular function: ATP hydrolysis activity; mismatched DNA binding; DNA binding.
GGUCCGAAGGACGUCCAGCGAAGUAGGCCGUGCAACUCAGGGUUUGCUGAGUGCUUGCCGCUGUGGGUGGUGAAUGCGCGCUAGAAGCUACUCAGGUGCAAGCUAGGAUGAAACAGUUGCCUGCAGCAACAGUUCGCCUCCUGUCCAGUUCUCAGACAAUCACGUCAGUGGUCAGCGUUGUGAAAGAGCUCAUUGAAAACUCCUUGGAUGCCGGAGCCACCAGCAUUGAAGUUAAACUGGAGAACUAUGGAUUUGAUAAAAUUGAGAUUCGGGACAAUGGUGAGGGCAUCAAGGCUGUAGAUGUCCCUGUAAUGGCAGUGAAGUACUACACCUCGAAGAUCAGCAGUCAUGAAGACCUUGGAAAUCUGACAACUUAUGGUUUUCGUGGUGAAGCCUUGGGGUCAAUAUGUAAUGUUGCGGAGGUGGUAGUUACAACAAGGACAUCUGCUGAUGACUUUAGCACUCAGUAUGUUUUAGAUGGCAGUGGCCACAUACUUUCUCAGAAGCCUUCACAUCUUGGUCAAGAACUGUACUCUUGAUCAAGAGGAUGUGAUAAACACAGAAGUAGAGUAAGCACACUGGGAGGAAGUGCACUUUGAAGAGGAAGCACACUGGGAGGAAGUGCAUGCUGAAGAGGAAGUACACUGGGAGGAAGUGGACUCUGAAGAGCAAGCACACUGGGAGGAAGUGGACUCUGAAGAGGAAGCACACUGGGAGGAAGUGCACUUUGAAGAGGAAGCACACUGGGAGGAAGUGCACUUUGAAGAGGAAGUACACUGGGAGGAAGUGGACUCUGAAGAGCAAGCAUACUGGGAGGAAGUGCAUGCUGAAGAGGAAGUACACUGGGAGGAAGUACAUGCUGAAGAGCAAGCACACUGGGAGGAAGUGCAUGCUGAAGAGCAAGCACACUGGGAUGAAGUACAUGGUGAAGAGCAAGCACACUGGGAGGAAGUGCACUCUGAAGAGGAAGCACACUGGGAGGAAGUGCAUGCUGAAGAGGAAGUACACUGGGAGGAAGUGGACUCUGAAGAGCAAGCACACUGGGAGGAAGUGUACUCUGAAGAGGAAGCACACUGGGAGGAAGUGCAUGCUGAAGAGCAAGCACACUGGGAGGAAGUACAUGGUGAAGAGCAAGCACACUGGGAGGAAGUGCACUCUGAAGAGGAAGCACACUGGGAGGAAGUGCAUGCUGAAGAGGAAGCACACUGGGAGGAAGUGCAUGCUGAAGAGGAAGCACCCCAUGGCAGAAAAUGCUCUUAGAAGAGCAAGCACACCCUUGCUUUUCUAAGCAACUUGUAGCAGGAAGUGCACAUAGUUUUUAUUCUAAGGUACAACUGUAACUGCUCUAAAGUUGUUUAAGAAUCUGCCUGUAAGAAAACAAUUUUACUCAACAGCUAAAAAGUGUAAAGAUGAACUAAAAAAUGUACAGGACCUUCUCAUAAGCUACGGUGUCCUGAAACCUGAUGUGAGGAUUACUUUUGUACAUAAUAAGGCAGUUAUUUGGCAGAAAAGCAGAGUUCCAGAUCACAGGAUGGCUCUAAUGUCGGUUCUGGGAACUGCUGUCAUGGGCAACAUGGAAUCUGUUGAGCAGCACUGUGAACAGUCGCAGAUUUACCUAAGUGGAUUCUUCCCAAAGCACGAUGCAGACCACAAUUCCACAAGUCUUUCAACCCCAGAGAGAAGUUUCAUCUUUAUUAAUAGUCGGCCAGUACAUCAAAAAGAUAUACUAAAGUUAAUUCGACGCUAUUAUAAUCUGAAGUGCCUAAAGGAGUCUACCCGCUUGUAUCCCAUUUUCUUUCUGAAAAUUGAUGUUCCAUCAGCUGAGGUGGAUAUAAAUCUAACACCAGAUAAAAGUCAAGUGUUAUUACAGAAUAAGGAAUCUGUUUUAAUUGCUCUUGAAAAUCUGAUGAUGACCUGUUACGGACCACUACCCACUACAGAGUCUUCUGAAAAUAACAGAGUAGAUAUUUCCUCAGCCAACAUGGUUGUUAGUCAAACAGCCGAAACAGAUGUGCUUUUUAAUAAAAUGGAAUCAUUUGGAAAUAAUUAUCCAAAUGCUGAUACUUCGGCUAUUCACUUCCAAAAGGAUGAAUCUAGAAAAAACAUUGAUCAUCAUUUAAAUGAACAGAUAAAUAUAGGCAAUUAUUUUGAUGGUCAUUUUAGUGGUGACAUUAAUAAGGACACAUUUCAAAAUAUUCCUAUGAAUAAUUUAUCAUCAGAGACUAAUCAGAGUAAUCACAGUGAAACUCAUUCUGUAGGUUCUAUGGAGCACAUCCAAGGAGAAAAUGGCAGGAAUGGUACAGGAGGAAGUGGGGGAGAUGGGAGAGAAACACUUCCUGAGAAAGCUCUGGAAAUCUGUGCAGACGAUUGGAGCAAAGGAAAUUUGUGUAAUUCAAUGGGAGAGAAUAUCGAACCUGUGAAAAUUUUAGUGCCACAAAAGAGCUUAUCAUGUAAAGUGACCAGUAGUCACCCACGCCUUGAACCAGAGACUCUCAGUGAUGGUCCUUGUAGCAGAACAUCAGAUGUAAUCCAUAACAGAUCUGGACGGCUUACAGCCUAUGACUUAAUUAGCAGUCGAGCAGUCAAGAAGCCCAUGUCAGCCAGUGCCCUGUUCAUUCAAGACCACCGCACUCAGUUCCUCACAGAGAAUCCCAAGACUGGUUUGGAGGAUGCGACAGAACAAAUCAAAGCACGAUGGGAGACACUGAGUGAAGAGGAAAAGCACAAAUACGAGGAAAAGGCUAAAAAAGACUUGGAACGAUACAAUAACCAAAUGAAGAAAGCUAUUGAACAGGAGACACAAGUAUCAUUGAAAGACGGCAGGAAAAAAAGGGCCACCAGUUCGUGGGGCUGGACACAGAAACAUAAGGUGAAAGACUCAUCUAAUCAGCCAAAACUUGAUGAGCUCUUUCAGUCCCAGAAUGAAAAGAAGAAGAGUGAAAAUAUUAAAAUAACAGAGAUUCCCUUUUCUAUGGAAAACUUAAAAGCGAACUUGAAGAAACAAAAGGAAGUUGACUUAGAGGAGAAGGAUGAGAUUUACCUGAUCCACAGUCUCAAGUUUCCUGAUUCGUGGCUGGUCACGUCCAGAGCCGAUGUCAUGUUACUGAACCCAUACAGAGUGGAGGAAGCCCUGCUAUUUAAAAGACUUCUUGAGAAUCAUAAACUCCUUGCAGAACCACUGGAAAAGCCAAUUAUAUUAACAGAGAGUCUUCUUAAUGGGUCUCAUUAUCUAGAGGUUUUAUAUAAAAUGUCAACAGUUGAAGAAAGAGGCAGUGGAUCAGCUUACCUGUGUGACCCUCGUCUUACAGCAAAUGGCUUCAAGAUCAGAUUGACACCAGGAGUUUCCAGUACUGAGAACUACUUGGAAAUAGAAGGAAUGGCUCAGUGUCUCCCAUUCUAUGGAAUAAUGGAUUUAAAGGAAAUUCUUAAUGCUAUAGUAAACAAAAAUGCAAAGGAGAUUUAUGAAUGUAGACCUCGAAAAGUAAUAAAUUAUCUGGAGGGAGAAGCCGUCCGUCUAUCCAGACAGCUACCCAUGUACUUACCAAGAGAGGAUGUCCAAGAUCUUAUCUAUAGAAUGAAGCACCAGUUCGGAAAAGAAAUUAAAGGCUGUGUUCAUGGCCGCCCAUUUUUUCAUCAUUUGACCCAUCUUCCAGGAACUUCAUGAUUAAGCUUAUGACCAUUAGUUACUAUGGAAACUGAUGUGGUUCUUAACCCACUUUGUCCUAUCAUGUAUCAAAGUGAUUAUUUGUAUACUGGAAAAGGUUUUUUACAGCUAUAAAAUAUGUAUAAAUAAAUAAUAUGGACUAUAAAAUUUUGUUUUCACGUCCAACCUUCAAACCAAUUGUAGGUUGUAGGCUCCACAGUAGAAGGUAGGUGUGUUCUUGAAUGCUUGAUUUAUUAAGUUAACCCUGUUUAGAUUUUAUCCCUCAAAACAGCCUUAGCUGGCAUUCCAAAGAGGACUUUUCAGUCCUGCUUUAAAGUAGGAUGGGGCAGUGGGGAAGGAAAGUAUGACAAAAUAACAUAUUGCUGCCUCUCCAAUAUGAUAAUUUCUUAGCUUUAGUGUCAGAUUUUGUCAUAAAAUAUGGAAGGGAAGGUAAACGUUUUUACCAGAAAAAUUAGAUUACAGUAUCUUUUUCUCACAUAUAUUCCUUCACAAACCAGGUCUGUAUUCCAGUAUUUUACCAAAACUGGAAUAUGAUGUGUUUAAUACAUGUAUUUGUUGUCUAGAGUAAGAUAUGUUGGAGUGGGUAUAUUGUCUCUAUAGUUCUCAUGGGUCAUCUAUAAACUCUAAAAAGUGUAUAAACUAUUUUUUAUAAACUAUUGUGUAUAUUUAUAAACACAUAAAAAGUGUAAUACCUAGGGUUGUUCCUUUUGCUCAGCCUGUUUCCCCACCAAAGUUUAUUUUUCCUGUGACCCAAAUAUUGCUACCAUACAUGCACUCUCUCUCUUUGUAAAUUUGGGGCAUCUUACUGACUCUGUUUGUUUGGUGUUUGUGUGUGUGUGUGUGUGUGUGUGUGUGUGUGUGUGUGUGUGUGUGUGUGUGUGUGUGUUGCGUGUGCAUGUUUGCCUACAUUCAGAAGUAGGUAGAGGAAAGCACUGUUCCGUGGUAUUGCUAUCUCCAUUGAUCUCUUCUGGCAGGAUCUCUCACUGUUUUUCUGCCAGGCUGUCUGGCCAUUGCUGAGUUUACAGGCUCACACUACCAACCCAGCUUUUCUCUCCAUGUUGUGUGUGUUGAGGCACGGAAGCUGGGGAUCAGAACUCAAUUCCAUUCAUAGGAAAUGCCCCUACCUUAGAGCCAUCUUCCACGCCCAGUUAAUCCUCUUCAAUUGGACAAAUUGAGGGGUAACAGGUCACCAAGAAACAGAAGAAAUUGCAUCAUACAUCGCACUACCCCUGAACACCACCAACAAAUGUGGAUUCAUUUUCUAGGUAAAUCAGAUUGGCCCUACCUACUACAGUGGUUUCUCGAGUAGAGAAACUAAUUUUUGUAUUUCUCAUCUGAGCAUCAGUUUAGGCUUGCAGAUACUAUCAACACUCAUCACAAGACAGAGUGUUCUUAUUAACAGAUGACUUACCAUGAAAAAUGGGUCUAAAGGGGCCUCAGGGCCCACAAAGUAUAAGUAUUUGAUAGUAGGGGUGAUAUAAGACAUUCCUUGACGCCACUUUGACAAAUGCUUCUAGAGGAAAUGAACUCGGUCCACACAUCUCUUGACUACUUUGGAGCAGUAGGGUAUGGGAGCUGCCUGCUGUUCUCAUGGUUGUAGUUAGGUCAGCCAAGUUUUGUUACCGGCUCUUGACUCUGUUGGCUGGAGCCUACCUUCCAAGAGCUCCCCUCCCCCUCCCCCAGAAGGCCCCUCCCCCCUCAAUCCCAGCAACACCCACGCGCCCUGCACAAUAUGGCUGGAGCAGGCAGCAACGGAGAGACCUUGGCUACCCGGAUGGAGGUAACGGCUGGGGUUUGGGAGAACGGAGCAGGAUGUUAAGGAUGGGUUAGAAAUAUCCCGAGAGAAAGGUCUUAAAUUACUCACUCCUCCUCUAGGGUUCAUUGUCCUAAGCUGGAGAAAUGGAAGACUUUUAAAUGUCAUUUUCCCAGAGCACUGUUGGUAUCAAAAUGUGUUUAUAAUGGUCGGGUCGUCAUGGUGCUUACACCCACAUGGAGGCCUACUGGAGGUGAGGCCUACGGGUCGCUUUUGUACAAAUACUUUGCCAGAGCAGAAGCCAGGAGUGGUGUAAUCAAGUCUAUGGCAUUUUAGGAUAUUUACACAGUUAAAAGUGUUGGGUCCAAUUUAGAUGAACAAGUCUUUGUUUUCCUUGAUUAUUUAAAGCCCUCAACCCCACCCCCUGCUUGUUUUUGGUUUCUCUGUGUAGCUUGGCUGUCCUGGAACUUUCUCUGUAUACCAGGCUCUGGCUUCAAACUCAUUCACCUGCUCAGCCUCCCUCGCACUGGGAUUAAAGGAGUGCACUGCCACCACCCGGUUUCCUUGAUUGUUUAGUUGUGAUUUUAUAUAAACUUUGUGGCUUAGGUUGCAGUCACUGGAACCCAUACCUCUACAGCAAACGUUUCUCACUAAAAGUGUAAAGAAAAUGUUUUGCCCUGUUUAUUUUCAUCAUAUGUUUGCAAGAUCUCUCCAGUCUCAUAAAAGGUGGAGGAGGGGAGUGAGCGCCCUUAAAAUCAGGUUAGGGCUUACUCAUAGAAAGUAGGUUAACUUGACAGUUCCAACUGCAAAAGAAAAUGCUAGUGAGACACAAACAAAACACUGGUGGCAUACUGGUUGGAGCUCAGCUACAGAACAUUUGCUUAGCAUGAACAAAUGAUCAAGUCUCUGGACUUGGUUCCCAGCAUGACCAUCCCCUUGAAAAAAA